CUCCCUAUCUAUUUACUCUCUAUCUUAUCAGAUAUCUUCGGAACCGCCCGAUUGCCUGUCUGACUAAUCAUAUCCAUCUUGAAUUCUUCUUUCCCCAACUUCUCCUCAUGUCUCUACAGGCCUACAGGACACACGUCCACCGGCAACAUGCCACACCACGAUUAUGACCAUAACCAUAAAGAACAAGAAGAAUCCGACAUCCCCCUCUCCGAAUCCACCGCACCCCCUCCAAUCGAACCCGAACCUCACCAACGCACCCCCCAACCCCCGGAGCCCGAACUCGAACUCCAACCCAAGACCAAAGAGACCAUCAAACCCCUCUCCCAACACCCCUCCACCCACCUCUACACCCUCUCCUACCUAAUCUUCUUCGCCAUCUUCGGCACCCUCGCCCGCCUCGGCCUCCAAUCGCUCACCUUCUACACGGGCGCGCCAAUCGUCACGGGUGUACUAUGGGCGAACGCAAGCGGCUCGCUACUCAUGGGCUUCUUCCUAGAAGACAAGAAUCUCUUCCGCGAAGAGUGGGGCAACGACCCAACAUGUCAGCGAACACACGACGGAAACGUAAUUGAAGAACACAAAGCGCACAAAGCAACCAAGAAAACAAUCCCGCUAUACAUCGGCCUGACAACCGGUUUCUGUGGCUGCUUUACUUCUUUCUCCUCGUUUAUCAGGGAUGUUUUUCUCGCGCUUGCGAAUGAUCUACCUGAUCCAUCGCGUGAUCCUUUCUCGAGCCCUGUUUCGAGAAACGGGGGGUAUAGUUUCAUGGCGCUCAUUGCGAUUCUCCUCAUCACCGUUUCCUUAUCCCUCGCUGCGCUGGUCGCGGGUGCGCAUCUAGCGCUUGCAUGUGACCGGUUCACGCCCAUCCUUCCAUUCCGGUUUACGCGACGCAUCCUCGACCCCGUUAUCGUGGUCCUUGGCUGGGGAUGCUGGCUCGGCGCAGUCUUCAUGGCUAUCUGGCCACCAGACCGGCACACCUCUGGGACCGAAACCUGGCGCGGAGCCGCGAUCUUCGCGAUCGUUUUCGCGCCGCUAGGAUGUCUUCUCCGAUUCUAUCUCUCGCUAUUCCUAAACGCCAAACUCCCCAGUUUCCCGCUGGGCACGUUUGCGGCGAAUAUCCUGGGGACUGGCAUCCUGGGCAUGUGUUAUGAUCUGCAGCAUGUUAGUGGUAUUGGUGCGUCGGUUGUUGUUAGUUGUCAGAUGUUGCAGGGGGUUAUGGAUGGGUUUUGCGGGUCGUUGACGACGAUUAGUACGUGGGUUGCUGAAUUGAAUGGGUUGGGGAAGCGGAGGUAUGCGUAUUUGUAUGGGACGGUUAGUGUGGGUGUUGGGUUGGGGUUGUUGGUUGUUAUUAUGGGGAGUUUGCUUUGGACGAGGGGGUUUGAUACUCCUGUUUGUUAGUUUUGUAUAGUCUCAGUAUCUGUAUACCUGUAAAGUAGUUCUACGUAGUGUCUAAUACUCACUCUGCUCUGUACUUAAGAGUGCUUAAUAUAAUUGAACCUGAGUAUCCCCGCG
This is a messenger RNA of Aspergillus glaucus CBS 516.65, 1512 nucleotides long. RefSeq lists its product as uncharacterized. Lineage: Eukaryota; Fungi; Ascomycota; Eurotiomycetes; Eurotiales; Aspergillaceae. The coding region runs from base 148 to 1398 and encodes 416 amino acids. The record is from RefSeq and is a predicted model, not a curated record. Gene Ontology annotation, cellular component: membrane. Gene Ontology annotation, molecular function: fluoride transmembrane transporter activity. Gene Ontology annotation, biological process: fluoride transmembrane transport. The transcript has a single exon.